AUGUCUGCUGCCGAUCAGUCCUCGUUUCCUGAGCCACUCAAGCAAUCUGGUGCACUUGAGCAGUUCAGCUUUGAAGAAACAACUCCUGUCAUCGGUCGCGAAUUCCUGGAUGUCAACAUCGUUGAUGAUAUUCUGAACGCCUCUAACGCCGAUGAGCUCAUUCGUGACCUCGCCAUUACUAUCUCGGAAAGAGGAGUUGUCUUCUUCCGCAAGCAGGAUAACCUCACGAACACCCUGCAGAAGCAAUUGAAUCACAGGCUUGGCCAACUGACUGGCAAGCCGUCGACAUCGACUCUGCACAUCCAUCCAAUUUUGAACAACACAAGCGAGUUCGGUGUCGACGAUGUCGAGAUCAGUACUAUCAGCUCUUUGCAAAGAAAGGCUAUCUUCAAGAACAACGAUGCACGUGGCAAACGCCGCUACGAUGCCGCUUCAUGGCAUUCAGACAUCCAAUUCGAGCCUGUUCCAGCCGAUUACACCUCGCUACGCCUGACUCAGCUCCCAAAGAGCGGCGGAGAUACCGUGUGGGCAUCCGGUUACGAAAUCUACGACAGAUUCUCGCCAGUCUACCAGAAAUUCUUCGAAGGUCUGACAGCCACGUUUUCCGGCGAAGGUUUCACCAAAGCCGCUGCUGCCAACCCUGACAAGGUCAAGAUUUACGAGAAAGAGCGUGGUAGUCCUUUGAAUGUGGGCACAGAGCUCAAAGCUGUUCACCCUGUUGUCAGAACCAAUCCUGUCACUGGGUGGAAGAGUAUUUUCGCUCUAGGCCCUUUCCCAAAGUUCAUCAACAAAUUGAACACGGAUGAGUCGGAGGAGCUACUCAAGAAGUUCCAUUCGGUCAUUACAGAGAAUCAUGAUCUCCAGGUUCGCUUCAAGUGGAGAAACGAGAACGACAUUGCUAUCUGGGACAACCGCAGUGCUUUCCACAGCGCUACCUUCGACUACGAAGGGCUGGGAGAGCGAUUCGGCAACCGUGCUGUAGGAAUCGGCGAGGUGCCCUACUUGGACCCGAACAGCCAAUCUAGAACCGAAGCUCUGGCGGCCAAGGGUCAGCAAGUCGACACAACACUCGAAGGCAAGACCGAAAGGUCAGAGACUCUGUCCGCUUAA
Messenger RNA from Aureobasidium namibiae CBS 147.97, 1110 nucleotides. Its product is annotated as taurine dioxygenase family protein. The coding region runs from base 1 to 1110 and encodes 369 amino acids. Gene Ontology annotation, cellular component: cytoplasm. The transcript has 3 exons. Gene Ontology annotation, molecular function: 2-oxoglutarate-dependent dioxygenase activity. Lineage: Eukaryota; Fungi; Ascomycota; Dothideomycetes; Dothideales; Saccotheciaceae. The record is from RefSeq and is a predicted model, not a curated record.